Molecule: messenger RNA, 1764 nt
Organism: Cladocopium goreaui
Lineage: Eukaryota; Dinophyceae; Suessiales; Symbiodiniaceae
Source: the annotation of a GenBank genome assembly
AUGUCGGAGGAGAUACAGAGGAUGAUUGCAAACCAAAUUGAGGCCAGCUUGUCUGGGCGCAACAAGUACAUCAUCUUGGCACAUCCAUCCAUGGAUCACAUCAAGAAAAACCUUAUGGAACUGGACCCUCUCUCUUACACAGAGGUGAAAGUGGAUUGGCGUGAGUUUGAAUCCGGUAUGCCCAACAUCUUCAUAGAGGAGGUUCAUAAACUUCUCCCUGCGCAUGUCUUGCUGCUUCUGAACAUGCGGCGGAAGGAGAUUCUGCUGGAUCAGCUGUCGCUGCUAUAUGCCAUCCCACGAUACGGCUGCAGAUCUUUGACCGUGCUCUUGCCAUUCUUCCCAACCGGAACCAUGGAGCGAGUGGACCGAGAAGGUGAAGUGGCCACGGCUUCCACGUUGAGUCGAAUGAUUUCAGCUGUGCCCAUGACUCCCGGUGGCCCUGCACGUUUCCUGAUUUUCGACAUCCACGCCCUCCAGAUUAGGUUUUACUUCCAGGACAGCAUUCUGCCGGUGUUGCUCUCGGCCAUGCCUUUGCUGCUCAACCUGCUGAAGACACGCUUUUCUUCUGAGGAGGUGGCAGUGGCCUUUCCUGAUGAAGGAGCCAAGAAGCGAUUUGGAGGUUUCUUCGAGAAAGAGGGCUACCCGGUGCUGUUUUGCAGCAAAGUUCGGGAGGGAGACAAACGAGUUGUUCGAGUAGCAGAAGGUGAUCCAAAAGGAAAGCAUGUUUUCAUUGUGGAUGACCUUUGCAACACAGGUCUUGAUGAGGAGACCUAUGCUGCCUUGCAGAGAGAAUCGGCAAGAUUUGGCGAUCUUCUGAUGUUGGACUGCCAAGAGGGCUAUGGUGAAGGCCUUUUGGUGAAGAAAGUCCUGGCAGCGCUGAAAACCUUCGUCCAUGAAAGUGCGAUACAACGCCAAAUUCCCAAACUUUUUAUGAAGGUCGAUGAUGAUUCUUUUGUUGCUUGGAGUCUUUUGUGUCCAAAGAUUGCAAGCGUGCACGCUCCCUUUGGUUUUUUGUAUAUGGGCAUGCCAGACAUGGUGAAUCGUACCGACUGGUGGUUCAACAACACAGAGAGUCCCAACUACGACCCUUGGGAGAACUGGCCAUACAACUUCUAUCCCUUUCACAUGGCGGGAGGGCCCGGCUACCUCCUCGGAAUGGACUUGGCGGCUGCUAUUUAUGGUUCCUUCAUGGAGCCGCCAAUCUCAUGGAACGAAGACAAAGCCAUUGGAAUUGGAGUCUUCCGAGCAAAGAAGAGAGGUUUGCCCGUGAGGCACGUCUAUUUGCAUAUGGAUGACGGGGAGACGGACACCCUACCGUUCAGUGGCAACUGGAGUACAUAUCCCUUUUACUCUCAACAUCAGCUCAGUGCAAAGUCCAUUAGCUGCCUCUUUGAGCUGGAAAUGAAAUUGGACGUGGCAGGGAUCGCCUUGAAAACUUGCUGGCUCAGUGCUCCGUGCCUGGAUGAACGAAAUGAUGUGGGAGGUGGCACUGUGCUGGCAUGUCGAUCUGAGUUGGAGAAAAGAGGGGCAAACAAGGUAUCAGUCUUUGUGACUCAUGGUGUCUUUCCACAAGGGUCCUGGCAGAAGUUUGAAGGUGCUGGCUUUGACAAGAUCUUCAUUACGGACAGCAUCCCGGAGACCUGCCAGAUCUUUGAGGAGCGCAAGAGUGCUCAGAUCUUUGAGGUCAUUAAGUUGGCCCCUGCACUGCACACAUAUUUGCAAGGGCAGGUGAACUCUGAUGCCCGACAAGCUUGGAGGAAGUGA